AUGAAUUGGGGUCCUCUAGUAGCUUUCGUUCUGAGUGCGAUUGUGUCGGCUUCUAACUUAACUGUGACGGUAUCUGGUCCUCCGACGCUUCCCGAAACCGCAUCACAUACUCUUCAUCCAUCCCUGGCCAGCUUCAGCAUUGAGACAGCAUUUUUCAUCAUGUACGUCGGGAACACAACGAGCCCAAACAUCCUGACCCGGGAUCUCCUUCAAAAUAUCAAAGAUCGCAUCGGUAUUCCAGCGGAAAUCCGUAUCGGCGGUAUCACUGCUGAUUCGACGUUCUGGGAUUCUUCACUUGAAGCCGCUAUAUUCAAUUUUGUGGAUAAUACUGAAGCGCUAAUAAAUACCACCAUCGGCUGGGAGUUUUGGAAUGCGGCUCGUGAGCUUCUGCCUGAAGGCACUCAGAUCACUGUUAACCUGAACCUUGAAAGCUUGAAUUUUACUGGGGCUCUUGCAGUAGCCGAGUCAGCAGUCCAAGGAUUACCGAAUCAGGUUGCAGCAUUUAAGAUCGGCAAUGAGCCUGACCAUUACUUCUCAUUCACUGCUAAGAACUAUUCCAAUAUAUGGGAGCCUUGGUCAAAAAAUAUCUCUUCCGCUCUCAACUUCACAACUCCAAAAUUCCAGCUCGCAGCAACCGCGGAUGAUCCUCUGUGGCCUUAUAACACUAUUGCUGCAGAUGCUCAGCUGGAUUGUGUUAGUGCGCUGGCUGCUGGAGUGGAUGAUGCGAAUACUGUCGAAUGGUGCAGUGAACAUACUUAUCAAUACAGUGUAUGUGAUCCGACAAGAACUGCCAUUGCUACUCUUCCCAACCUAGUCAAUCACACUCGUCUGGCGCAGUAUCUCGACCUGUGGCAACCUCGUAUACAAUCAGUCCGUAAGCAACUUGGUUCACAUGCUUUCGUAAUAGGUGAAUAUAAUUCCGUAUCAUGCUCUGGGCGCGACGGCGUGAGCAACACCUUUGGCCAAGCAUUAUGGCUACUCGACACUAUAUUUUAUGCAGCUUCCCUCAACGUCUCCAGGCUGUACCUUCAUCAAGGAGGUCCCCUUGCACUUCAGAGUGCGACUCAACUUAACAAGGGCGGCUUCAGUUUCUAUGAUCUAUGGUAUCCUAUCGACAACUUGAACGGCCCCGUGCAAGUAUUUCCAUCGUAUUCUGCCUAUCUCUUCGUUGCAGAUGCAAUAGGAAGCUCGAGAUCUCUCAAGAUAGCCAACAUUUAUCCUGGUAGGCAGGCAAACGGAUCCACAAUCACCACUGCCGGAGGGGAUACCUCGUCAGGACAGUUAGUCAUAUAUGGCUUUUGGGACGAGUCUCACCAGGACCCCUGUACCAACUUUCCAACCAAAUUGGCACUUCUAAAUCUCCAGAUUUAUAACCAAACUCAGGAUGAGAUCAGACCAACAGCAUCCUUCAAUAUCUCUUCUCUUCUGUCUAGCACAAAUACGCAGAUCUCUGUUCGUCGCCUGCAGGCACCUGGUGCUGAUACGCAAUUAGCCAAUGUAACCAAGUGGGCGGGUCAAACAUUUGAAAAUGGGACAGCGAGCGGGCUUCAUAUAGAAGAAAAGGUUGAAGGUGGAAUUGUGACGGUCGAAGCUUCAAGCGCUGUUCUAGUUUUUCUUGAGAAUGAUGCUCGGUCUGUACUCAUAUAG
Lentinula edodes (shiitake mushroom) is the source of this 1647-nucleotide messenger RNA. RefSeq names its product glycoside hydrolase family 79 protein. NCBI's taxonomy places the organism in Eukaryota, Fungi, Basidiomycota, Agaricomycetes, Agaricales, Omphalotaceae. The record is from RefSeq and is a predicted model, not a curated record. The transcript has 9 exons. The coding region runs from base 1 to 1647 and encodes 548 amino acids.